This is a messenger RNA of Cokeromyces recurvatus, 1707 nucleotides long. RefSeq lists its product as uncharacterized. The transcript is spliced from 5 exons. The record is from RefSeq and is a predicted model, not a curated record. Gene Ontology annotation, cellular component: RSF complex. The coding region runs from base 1 to 1707 and encodes 568 amino acids. Gene Ontology annotation, biological process: regulation of DNA-templated transcription. Lineage: Eukaryota; Fungi; Mucoromycota; Mucoromycetes; Mucorales; Mucoraceae.
AUGCCUGUACGUAGAAGAUCUACCAAUACUGCCACUAGUAAAAAGAAACAAAAAAGCACUUUAGCAAAGGAAGUAAAAAAGAAACAACAAUCAAGGACCUCUUCUACUUUAGCUAAUACAAAGCCUGUAAUAACAGUGACAGAAAAUAAUUCUACACCAGAGGAAAUUCUUCAUGCUUCAUGGAAAUUCAUUACUGCCUUUCAAUUCUUUUAUCUUUUCAGAUCUUAUUUCAAAAUCCCUACUUCAUUUACUAUUGAAAGAUUAGAGCAAUUACUCCUUUCUCAGCUAGAUUUAGAGGACGAUACAUCAAGUAUUAUAACAAAUAGCAGUACACAAUCGCAAAAACGAGGAUUGCAAUAUACGAUUGCUGAUUUUAUGGCUUGUAUUUUAAAUCCACUAACACGUCAACAAGUCAAUAAUGAAAAUUACGAAGAUCAUGUGCUAAAAUUAUUUCCUGAAUAUUCAGAUCGAUUUUCAAAAUUACCUAUUAUGGAUAAAAUCAACUUAUUAAAGACAAUUGAACAUUCUCAUUUGAAUGCUGGGGAAGAAAGUUUUAUGGCAUAUCGAAAUGAAACAACACCAGAGUCGAUAAGAAUGAAUCCAUUAGGUAAAGAUCAUGAAGGAUGGACGUAUUGGUAUUUUGGAGGUACUCGAUUAUAUAGAGAAAUAUCACCUCGAAUUUUAUCUAAAAAGAGCUAUCAAGAGUUACCUAACUUUACUUUUGAGCUGGUAUGUUCAUCUAUUGAAGAAUGGCACAAGAUUGUCAAGGAUUUUCAGGCCCGUACUUCAAAUCGAGACUUGGUUACACAUAUCUGCAAGAUUGGUCUAGAAGUGAUAGACAAACUAGAAGCUCGUGAAGCAGCACGUUUACGAAAUGAAGCUAAACUUAAAAAAAUAAAAGAAUUAGAAUUAUUACCAAGAAAACGAAGUCGACGACUUGAAGUAAAAUCUGAAGAGAAUGCUAAGCGACAACGUUUAUUAGAAAUCGAAAGACAGAGAAUUGAAUUGGAAGAGAUAGAAAGAAAAAAGCAGCUUAUGGAAGCAAAACUGCAAGCAGAACAAGAAAAACGGGAUUUAAAAGUGGGGGAAGCAAGAUUAAAAAACGAAGUUUAUCACUAUCUUUCACGAUUAAUUUCCGAGGCUGUAGAUAGAGAAGAAGCAAGAAGACUAAAGGAAUUGAGAAAUCAGACUAAUAAGAACACCACAGAUAAGGAAAAGCUUAUAAAAAUGCAAGGAUGGAUAAGAUUGUUAGAUGAAAAGGUAACUGUUGACUAUAAUGAAGAAAAGCUUCGAUUUGUAAAUGAAAGGUUAAAUGAAGACAGACACUAUGAACUAAACAAAAUCAUAAAAGUGCUUGAAUCGGUUCUUUUCAAGAAUACAUUACGUGUUUAUUUAAUAACCCUAAUGAGCCAAAUAGAGCCUAAACGUGAUAUCUAUAAAAAAUUAGAUCAUAUCUAUAAAUCACUUUUAUUAAAUCGAUAUAACAAUAUGGAUUUAUUUUGUACUGAUUUGAAUAAUACUUUAAAUAUUGCAAAGGAAGAUAAAGAAUUUUAUGAUAAUUCUGUUCAGCUUUUAUUAUCUAUUUUUAACACAGAUAAACAAGAAAGCCAUGAACAUGAAAAGAUGAAUCAUCUUAAUUCAACCUUAUCAUUAGAACAAACAGAAGAAGGCAGUAGUGUGUUAUCUAUAGAAAAUAAUUUUAUAUAA